AUGGCGUUUCAGCUUCUCUUAACUGUUUUCUCUUGUGCUCUUCUUUUUCUUCAACCUGCAUUUGGGAUCACAAGGCAUUAUACGCUGGAAAUCAAAAUGCACAACGUGACACGUCUUUGCCACACAAAGAGCCUUGUUUCUGUAAACGGGCAGUUUCCAGGUCCUAAGCUUAUUGCUAGAGAAGGUGACCAGCUUCUGAUCAAAGUCAUCAACAAUGUGCCAAACAAUAUCUCUAUCCACUGGCACGGGAUUAGGCAAUUACGGACUGGUUGGGCUGAUGGACCAGCUUAUAUAACCCAAUGUCCUAUUCAGACAGGACAAAGCUAUGUCUACAACUAUACAAUUGUUGGCCAAAGAGGCACUCUGUUUUACCAUGCUCAUAUUUCAUGGCUACGAUCAACAGUCUAUGGUCCGCUUAUCAUUCUUCCCAAACGCGGUGUUCCUUAUCCUUUUGCCAAACCUCACAAAGAAGUUCCCAUGAUCUUCGGGGAGUGGUUCAACGCAGACCCUGAGGCAAUUAUUCGCCAAGCAACCCAAACAGGAGGUGGUCCUAAUGUCUCUGACGCUUACACGAUUAAUGGGCUUCCUGGUCCGUUAUACAACUGCUCGGCUAAAGAUACAUUCAGACUAAGAGUGAAGCCAGGAAAAACAUACCUUCUCAGGCUAAUCAAUGCUGCACUUAAUGACGAGCUCUUUUUCAGCAUUGCAAAUCACACGGUUACAGUAGUUGAAGCUGAUGCGAUCUAUGUUAAGCCAUUUGAAACAGAUACCAUCCUGAUUGCUCCUGGCCAGACCACAAACCUCCUGUUAAAGACUAAACCUAGUUACCCGAGUGCCUCGUUCUUCAUGACUGCUAGACCAUACGUUACAGGACAAGGAACUUUCGAUAACUCUACAGUUGCUGGAAUCUUAGAAUAUGAACCAUCUAAACACACCAAAGAUACUCACUUAAAGAUCAAGAAUCUUCAACUCUUCAAACCAGUACUUCCUGCUCUAAACGAUACAAAUUUUGCUACCAAGUUCAGCAAUAAGCUACGCAGCCUGAACAGCAAAAAAUUCCCAGCAAAUGUGCCUCUAAAGGUUGAUAGGAAGUUCUUCUUCACCAUAGGACUGGGAACAAACCCAUGCAAUCAUAAGAAAAACCAGACAUGCCAGGGUCCUACUAACACCACAAUGUUUGCUGCCUCGAUCAGUAACAUCUCCUUCACCAUGCCAACAAAAGCUCUCCUUCAAUCUCACUAUUCUGGGCAAUCUCGUGGAGUGUAUUCCCCAAAAUUCCCAUGGAAUCCCAUUGUCCCGUUUAACUACACAGGCACUCCACCUAACAAUACCAUGGUAAGCAACGGGACAAACUUGAUGGUUCUACCUUAUAACACCAGUGUGGAGCUGGUGAUGCAAGACACUAGCAUUCUCGGUGCAGAAAGCCAUCCUCUUCACCUUCAUGGGUUCAACUUCUUUGUCGUUGGCCAAGGAUUUGGGAAUUUCGACCCAAACAAGGAUCCUAAAAACUUCAAUCUUGUUGACCCAAUAGAGAGGAACACAAUCGGCGUGCCAUCCGGUGGGUGGGCUGCUAUUCGAUUCCUUGCAGAUAACCCAGGAGUGUGGUUCAUGCACUGUCACUUGGAAGUACAUACCAGUUGGGGUUUGAGGAUGGCUUGGCUUGUUCUUGAUGGAGAUAAGCCUGAUCAGAAACUUCUCCCUCCUCCUGCAGACUUGCCAAAAUGCUGA
Molecule: messenger RNA, 1728 nt
Organism: Arabis nemorensis
Lineage: Eukaryota; Viridiplantae; Streptophyta; Magnoliopsida; Brassicales; Brassicaceae
Source: the annotation of a GenBank genome assembly